AUGGCAGGCACCUUUUGCCCUAUCGCUGGGCACUACCAUUCCAAGGCCGAGUUCCACGAAGGGACCAAGGCUCUCAGCUCAACUUGGGCGAGUCCCUUGAAGCUGGAAGUUCAAAACAUCAUCUGCGAUGGUCGCCAAGCCGCUGUUGAGCUGAAGGCUGUGGACACGAAGUGUAAGAAUGGCCUGCCGUUCACCAAUGUGUAUACCUGGAUAUGCGUGUUCAACGAACAGAACAAGAUUGUCAAGAUCCGCGCUUAUAUGGAUACCAACAUUCUAUUGGAAACAUUAUUGACUCGCCUUAAUCUAAGUGAUCUGGUCGUCAGAGCCAUUAGGGAGAAUCAGUGA
Molecule: messenger RNA, 345 nt
Organism: Penicillium longicatenatum
Lineage: Eukaryota; Fungi; Ascomycota; Eurotiomycetes; Eurotiales; Aspergillaceae
Product: nuclear transport factor 2 family protein
Exons: 2
Coding region: 1-345 (114 amino acids)
Source: RefSeq, a predicted model, not a curated record